UUGGAAUUGGCUUUGGGACACAACCUGGGUACUGAAGGAAGUGUAUUACCCGUGUUGCCUGACACUCGUCCACUCCAACGAUUGCCUCUGUGCUUCCAUAUAAUAAGCAUAUCAGCAACCCGUUGAUUACUGUGUACAGGGCGCUCGUAUUAGCCGCGCUUAGCUUGUUCGUCGAUCGAUCGAGGGCACAACGAUAAGCCGACGUGCGACCGCUAUGUUCUACCGAUGAAAAAAUUGAAGGUAAAAUUGGAAAGCAGCGGAACGAUAGGGACGUCAACGGGUUAUCAUCGUCAUCAGCAGCAGCAGCAGGCGAUCGAGAUGGCGGGUGGAUUGAACGCGAACGUGGCCGAUACUACUGACCUUGCAAAUCGGAUAUGUCGAGAUUUUCUGAGAAAUGUCUGCCAUCGGGGAAAACGCUGCAAAUACCUUCACGAGCGUUCAGAGGACGAUCUUGUAGAAGAAUAUACUUUUUGCCAUGAUUUUCAAAACGGCAAAUGUAAUUGGCCGGGUUGUAAGUUUCUCCAUUGCACGGAAAGCGAGGAGAAGCGUUUCCGAGCAACCGGUGAGCUACCGCCUCACGUACUUAAUCGAUCCAAGAUCUGCAACAAUGAUAAACCGGAUCAUCCGUUGUGUAAGGACUUUAUGAAGGGCAGCUGCCAGAGGGUCAACUGCAAAUUCAGACAUUUGAAGAAGGAGGAGCCGCAACACAAUCUGAUAUCAUCACAGUCACAUCAUAAUCCAUCUAGACCGCAGCACAAUUUCAACGGUACCAGUAAUGGCAGUGGUACCGGUAGCGACGGACGCAGAUACGAAGAGGACAGAAACUUUCACUGGCAAAUGCAGGAUCAUCAUAACAAUUUGGUCGCUAAUAACGGCGGUUAUAACAUGUCGUCGCAUCCAGCUGAUUACAUUGGACCGCCGGAGCCGAAGAGACGAUUAGUAUCGGGUGAAACGGUUGUACACUUUGAAGCGUCUCCAAUCAUGGGCCAGCAACACGCGACUCAACCGACGGUUACUCCAGGUUUCUAUUACCAUCCCAUGAUAGCGCGGAAUGAAGCACGAGCUAUCGUGCUGGAAGAUGAAAAUGUAUUGUUGAGAAAGAAGAUAGAAGAGUUAAAGAAGCAGGUCAGCGACUUGACGGCGACAAACGAAUUUCUAUUGGAUCAAAACGCUCAGUUGAGAAUGUCUGGCAAGCGAACCGCAAACAUGACAGCUGUAACAGUCCCGGCAGUCACGAUUACGAACACAGUUCCACCGUCACAAGCUCCGACACCUCAACAAAUGGUCAACGCAGCCGUGGCAGCGGGCACCCUUCGAACAGUUACCGCCAGUGUAGCUACCGUUCCUGUGAGCAUUGCGACUGUAGCGCCCGUAUCUAUCGCGGCGGUCUCUAUAGCACCAGUUUCGAUACCACCGCCGAUCGUCACCAUGGCUCAACAAACUAUCUCGAUGAGCGGCUCCGGGCCUCCACAGGCGACUAAUCAGCAACCACCAAACACACAGCAACCCGCCAGUUUACCCUUGUCGAUAUCUGGUGCAACCGCUCCUCUAGUUUCUUAUCCUAUUAUGACGCAGGAACUUAGGCCUGUUUUACAAUAGGUUGUUUGUGUCAUGAAAAUAGGAAGAACACCAUGUAUCCAAUAGGAUAUUUAUGCUCACGCGCGCACGCACACCUUUCUACACAGAUCUGUAAGCGAAUCAAGGAUCGUGAUAGAUCAUGACCCAUCCUCUUCCUCUACUAAAAACGUACCUCCCUUAAAAGUAUACUUGAAAGUACGCAAAGAAGAUGGAAACCACCGGCUGUGGGAUAAUGCAGUGCAUCACAGUAAUAAAUAGAUAUACAUUUGUAUUGUGAUGUAAUAAUCACAUCUCUCUAGAUUCUUUUAUAUUCUAAUCAUUUGUGCAAAGAUUGGUAAAUCGUAAACAGAACAAUGUUUAAUUUUUUUUGUUAAAAUAUUUCUAUUUUUAUCUUUUUGUAAUUAUUUUUGAAUGUAGAAAAUGUAAUUUCUUUAAUUUUUCUCUGGGAAUAGUGCGUUAAGAAUGUACGAUAAUAUACGAUUAUCCAAUAAUAAUUGUUGUCGAUAGCUCGUUCAUACGUUCAAAAUGUAUAAUUGUAGACUAAUAGAAAUGACAAUCUAUAUAUAAUUACGAAAUUUAGUUGCGUCAUAACAUUGUUUCUCUUUAGCUUUUUCCUUUCUAUUGCGUUACCAUAUCAUGCGUAACAUAUUAAUCUCGUUUUUAUGUAAGCUAAAUUGAAGAACUGUAAUAAGCAAGUAAGAGCACUUUCGAAAAAAUUGUGAAGUUAGGGGAUAUAAGUAAGGGACAUCUCUUUUAGAUAGUAUGUUAACAUAAGUACAAAGAUUAGAAAAAAAAGUAUAUUAAAAAGAUCUAAUAGAGGAGGUUUGCACCGCUUUAUUGGUCCAGAUUUGCAGAAUCUUACUAUUCCGUACAUGGAAUCUUACUAUUCCACGUAUGGAAUAUUGUACAUAAUAUAUUCCGUUACCUUUUUAUUUACUCUAGAGAAAUUUUGUACUUCUACUUUUAAUAAGCAAAUUUUUGCCACACACAAACACACACACGCAUCAAUAUUUUAUUGAGUACUUAUGAUUCUUUAUUUCCAUAAUUUAUUUAAUAAACAAGCAACCUUCUAUUAGAUUAAUAUAGCAAUUAUAAAUUUACAUUUAUUCAUAUACAAGUGUAUAAAUUAUAUACAGUAUACGGAAAAUUUUACAAUGUAUAAGAAUGCGCUCGUACAAAUGGAUAUGCAUCUGUUUUUGAAUCAUGUUAUCAAUCACGAAUCUUGUAUAUAUUUUGCGAUAAUUAACAUAAGAAAUAGAGCACUGUACUCGCGUAUUUUAUAUAUGCAUACAAAUGUACAUCAUUUACGUAUAAAUUUAUGUUUAAAAUCACUAUUAAAAAAAUGAAGAAAA
Messenger RNA from Monomorium pharaonis (pharaoh ant), 2930 nucleotides. RefSeq names its product zinc finger CCCH domain-containing protein 10. The coding region runs from base 226 to 1599 and encodes 457 amino acids. The transcript has 4 exons. The record is from RefSeq and is a predicted model, not a curated record. Gene Ontology annotation, molecular function: metal ion binding. Lineage: Eukaryota; Metazoa; Arthropoda; Insecta; Hymenoptera; Formicidae.